This is a messenger RNA of Anguilla rostrata (American eel), 1541 nucleotides long. Its product is annotated as leucine-rich melanocyte differentiation-associated protein. The transcript has 4 exons. Lineage: Eukaryota; Metazoa; Chordata; Actinopteri; Anguilliformes; Anguillidae. The record is from RefSeq and is a predicted model, not a curated record.
GAAUUCAGUUUUCAUGCAGCAUUGGAAUUUGGAGGAUGAUCGGUUUCCAGUUUGUAUCCAUAAAUAAAACAAACCCCUUAUUUAUGUGAAAUUGAAUUUUGAUAAGCCUCUUAAGGUAAUUAACAUAUCCAUUCAAACCAGUUCUUGUUGAAAGCAUAAUUUUGUAUUGAGCUCUAAACUCAUGCUGUCUUCUAAAAAUACUUCUGUGAGCCACCAUUGUAGGACAGGCUGGUAUUUUCAUGCUUCAUGUUUUUCUACUGGGUCAUUACACCAGUCAUGGGAUUAUUUCUGCAUCUGCAUUCUGAUCAGUAUGACAUGUUUACAAAAGUCUGAAACAUAACACACAUUCCUUCCAACAACUUCUAAGAUUUUGCAACAGACAUUAUAUUUCCAAUAAGUAAAAUACUACUGUUUUGGUCAAUAUUUCAGAGCCAACAGUGGUGGUCAAUAAACAAGUGCAAAAGCAUUGAACAAUAUCAUCUGAUAUGGAUGUAAAUACCCUCAUUUUAAAGCUGACAGACUGCACCUCAACCUUAUAUUCAUUGUUUUCAUGGUUUUAGUUCAAAUCCAUUGUGCUGGAGUGCAGAGCCAACAGAACAAAUGUCCCAAUACUGCAUUUAACUUGAGUUUUUUUUGCAUUUUAAUUCAUUUUGAAUGACAGUCUUCCAUGGUGAUUUAUUAUUGCUUGUUUCUUUUCUUUUUGAAAAGACAGUACUGUAAUGUUUCUGGGGUCCUGAGUUCUGAGGGGUGUGCUGCAGGAGCUUCGAGCUCUUGCGCCAUGGAGGCAGGGGCCACGCCCGUCAACCCAGGCCAGGAGCAGGGACUGCGACGCCUCUCCUUUGCCUACCAGGGCCUCUCAGAGAUCCCCUACGACAGCAUCCUGGAGCAGUGCGAGACACUGGAAGUGCUGGACCUCAGCUACAACACGCUGGAGGAAUGAUAACGGAGCCCAGCUCUCCUGGGGGAACUGGAGAAGCUCAGCACGCUCAUCCUGGACUCUAACAACUACAAUUCCCACGUCAAGUUCCCCUACAUGCCCAGCAUCACUACCGUUUGGAUCAACAAGAACAAGAUCAGUAACCUGCCCAUCUUCGUGGAGGAAAUCAGCAGGAAGUUCCCCAAUAUAAAGAUUCUAAGUAUGAUGAACAACGAGGCGGCUCCCAGCUACUUCAAUGGAGGGACUUUGACACAGUACAUUGAUUACAGGCAGUAUGUGAUCAGUCAGAUCCCCGGUCUGGAGGUACUGGAUGACACAGAGGUGCUGGAGCAAGAGCGCAUGCAAGCUAAGAAGACCUACAGGAUGCAGAGGAUAAAAGACAACUGCAAGAGGAAGAAAGAGCUUCACCGCUGAUCCCAUCACAUCUGCCGGCUGUUUGGCUUUCCUCUGAACUCUGAAUUCUACUUUCAAGAUCUUUUCAUCUGAAACGGAAGACUGUGCAAUUUAAGAUUUAACAUAAAUAAUCGUUGUUGCUUGGAUUUUUGGUUCCAGAAGGGGGCGGGUGACUUAAAAGAAAUCUGAGAUUCUGUUUCUUUUUUUUUUU